This is a messenger RNA of Protopolystoma xenopodis, 234 nucleotides long. Lineage: Eukaryota; Metazoa; Platyhelminthes; Monogenea; Polystomatidea; Polystomatidae. The record is from the annotation of a GenBank genome assembly.
AUGUACCCCAUCGCCUCAAAUCCGACAUGUACAGCCCGAAUCCUGAUGACUGUUCGGCCUGUACCCGCUCGUGCGGUCAUCGCCAUCUGCCUCAAUCAGACUGGCAUGUCUCGGGGCCAGAGGAGAGAGCAGAUGAGACAUGGCGUAAUCGGCUUCUGUUCAUUCAUCGCUCUUUGCGUCGGGGGUGGCAGCAGUUGUUGGUGUCUGGCGAUCGCCAACUCUGUCAGAUCGUGA